This is a messenger RNA of Musca domestica (house fly), 1777 nucleotides long. Its product is annotated as ribonucleoprotein RB97D. Lineage: Eukaryota; Metazoa; Arthropoda; Insecta; Diptera; Muscidae. The record is from RefSeq and is a predicted model, not a curated record. The coding region runs from base 400 to 1440 and encodes 346 amino acids. Gene Ontology annotation, cellular component: cytoplasm. Gene Ontology annotation, molecular function: RNA binding. The transcript has 5 exons.
AAAUAAGAAACUUGAUGACGAAAGCAUGUUAGAAAGAAAUUGGUUGUUGUUUAGAAAGAAACUGGCUGUAAAAUAGUCAAACUGCAUACAUACGUACCUUGUGUGUACACGUCUAGUCUAUACAAAGAUACAACUUUUACAUCGGUACACACAAAGGUGAACGCGGUUUGGAUUUCCAAUAAGAAAGGUGUCAUACGUUCGUGAAAAUGUAGAAUAGAAUUGGAGAAAACUGUGUCCACAUGGUUUGGCCCAUUUCUCCAUUAAAUCUUUCAAAGAGAGCAAGAAUUAGAGUUCCUUACUUUACGCCCACAAUUCGUCGAACUGUUAAACGGUACCAUAAUAUGGGAGUCCCUUUGAACUAAUUCUUCUGCUGUCCAAACGGAUGAUCACCUACGUAAAAUGUUCCUAGGUGGCUUAACGCCAAAUACAAAUGAAGAUAUGAUUCGAAACUUUUUCUAUCAGUUUGGUGAAAUAGAAGAUAUAAUUAUUAUGCGGGAUACAGCAACAAAGCGCUCAAGAGGUUUUGGAUUUAUAACGUUCAAAUCUUCUGAAAGUGUUGAUAAGGCCCAAGCAGCUAGGCCACAUGUUGUUGAUGGAAGAACGAUUGAUACAAAACGGGCACUACCACGUUCCGCAGAAGCUGCAAAAAAUGAGGCUAAUGGUUCUGUAAGAAAAGUCUUUGUUGGAGGUCUAAAAGAUUACCAUGACGAAGAAGCUCUUCGAGAGUAUUUCCAACAAUUUGGUAAAGUUGUAUCAAUAAACAUUCUUGUCGACAAAAACACCGGGCGUAAGAGGGGGUUCGCUUUCGUAGAAUUUGAUGAUUAUGAUGCUGUGGAUAAGGUUGUGCUAAGGAAAACCCAUACUAUUAAGUACAUGUUGGUAGAUGUGAAGAAAUCAAACUAUAAACAGGUACAGGCAAGAAGAUUGGCACUUCAACAGCAACAACAAAACGGCAAUGGAACAGUUCCAGCUCCAGUUGGAGAUCCUGCAGCUGUCGGAACAUAUCCCCCCUCAACCUAUCCUCAAACAGCUUAUAGUUAUCCGCCUCCACCACAAACGUAUGCAAAUUGGGGCUAUCCUCCUGCACCAACGGCAAACAGUUCAUAUACUCAACCACCUGCAGGAUAUGGUGCCUAUGCGCCUCCUCCAGUACAAGCAGCUGCCCCACAACAGUCAUGGAACGGAUAUGCUACUGCUCCUACUUCGUGGAGUCAAGGAAACUACAGUGCUCCAACUACUAAUACGUGGAAUGGUACUCCAGCACCACCCGCCCCAAUAAACUAUAAUACACCGCCCGCCACAAAUGGCUGGAAUUCAGCAACACCGGCAGCAAUACCUCCUACUACACAACAAUUUGGCAAUUAUCAGCAAUCCUAUAAUGGCGGCCCCCAAAAAAACAAUAGUUUGCAAGGGAAUCGUAUGAAUCCGUAUACUGUUUAAAUCAUGGAAGUCCUUUCUCAGAUAUCUUUAAUAUGUAUUUUCCUUAUGUACAACCUAAUUAAGAUUAUGUAAUGAAGUUCUAAUGAAAACAUGUGAUGUUAACCCUAACAACAAGCAGCAGCCACCCUUGAUGACAACAGUUGGCGUUAAAAUUAAUGAAUAUUAUUACCUCGAGAGAUCGUUCUACGCGCCAAGACGUGUUUAUCAAAAUUCUUGAGCAAUUGGAUGCCAACAUUAACUAUCUUUAAGAGAAAAAAAAAUCAUUUUUGAACAGUUUCUUGUAUCUAAAUAAGAUUAUUAAAUAUAUAAAUUUAUAUUAUAUUAAAACAAAAAAUAA